Messenger RNA from Scleropages formosus (Asian bonytongue), 2979 nucleotides. RefSeq names its product component of oligomeric golgi complex 5 (gene cog5). Gene Ontology annotation, cellular component: COG complex. NCBI's taxonomy places the organism in Eukaryota, Metazoa, Chordata, Actinopteri, Osteoglossiformes, Osteoglossidae. The transcript is spliced from 22 exons. The coding region runs from base 14 to 2467 and encodes 817 amino acids. The record is from RefSeq and is a predicted model, not a curated record. Gene Ontology annotation, biological process: intra-Golgi vesicle-mediated transport.
UGAAGUCGCCAACAUGGAAGGAAGUAAAGAGACGGCUUCUGCGAGUGCACUUUUGAAUGAGGAAUGCUACGCUGAUUUCCGUGCGGAAGAUUUUGAGGUGAAGACCUACACAGCCCAGGCCAUUCACCAUGCAGUCAUCGCUGAGCAGCUGGCUAAGCUGGCACAAGGAAUUAGUCAACUGGACAAAGAGCUCCACGUCCAGGUUGUUGCCAGGCACGAGGACCUGUUGGCUCAAGCGACAGGGAUUGAGUCCUUAGAAGGUGUACUGCAGAUGAUGCAGACAAGGAUUGCUGCCCUGCAAGGUGCAGUGGACAGGAUAAGGACCAAAAUUGUUGACCCUUACAAUAAAAUUGUUGCCAGGACCGCUCAGUUGGCCAGGUUGCAGGUGGCCUGUGACCUGCUGCGGCGCAUCAUUCGCAUCCUGUACCUGAGCAAACGCCUACAGGGCCAGCUGCAGGGUGGCAGCCGCGAGAUCACCAAGGCAGCGCAGAGCCUCAAUGAGCUGGACUACUUGUCACAAGGAGUCGACCUCUCUGGCAUUGACGUCAUCGAGGCUGACCUUUUGUUCAUAAGCCGUGCUCGACUGGAGGUGGAGAACCAGGCCAAACGACUGCUGGAGCAGGGCAUGGAGAUCCAGAAUCCCACACAGGUGGGGACAGCACUGCAGGUCUUUUACAACCUGGGCAGCCUGAAGGAAACCAUCAGCAACGUGGUAGAUGGUUACAGGGCCACUGUGGAAGACAACGUGUCCACCGCCCUGGACAUCCGUGUCCUCACUCAGCCUGGAGGCACUCGAGGUGGGCCGGGACGUGCAGCGAUGCCAACCCCAGGCAACACAGCCGCCUUCAGGGCUGCUCUCUGGACCAACCUGGAGAAACUCAUGGACCAGAUCUGUGCUGCCUGUGGACAGGUUCAACACCUCCAGAAGGUUCUCACUAAGAAGAGAGACCCAGUUACACACGUGUGCUUCAUUGACGAAAUUGUGAAGGAUGGACAAGCAGACAUCAUGCGCACAUUCUGGACUUCAGUCACUCAGAUUCUCUCCACUGAGUUCCAGAAGGCCACCAGCACCUCUGCCUUCCUGAAGCAGGCCCUGGAAGGCGAGUACCCCAAGCUGCUGAGGCUCUACAAUGAGCUGUGGAAGCGUCUACAGCAGUACAGCACCAGCAUCCAGGGGGCUCUGACAAGCAGUGGGGUUGGGGCUGGGGUUGGGGGCCUAGACCUUUCUACGGAGCUCCCCACCUCUGAGUUGGAGCCCCAUGACCUCUUCAUGCAGAACAAACAAGAUUAUGAUCCAGAGAAGGCGUUGAAGGACUCGCUACAGCCCUACGAAGCGGCCUACCUGUCCAAGUCAUUGUCGCGCCUCUUCGACCCCAUCAAUCUCGUGUUCCCACAGGGGGGACGCAACCCCCCGUCCAAUGAUGAACUGGAGAGCAUAAUCAAGACCAUAGCCAGUGAGCUGAACGUGGCUGUGGUGGAUCCAAACCUGACCCUGGCUGUGGCGAAGAAUGCAGCCAAGACCAUCCAGCUCUUCUGCGUCAAGUCAGAACAGCUGCUAUGCACCCAGGGGGAUGCCAGCCAGGUGAUUGGACCCCUGACGGAGGGACAGAGGCGCAACGUAGCAGUGGUGAACUCGCUGUACCGGCUACAGCAGGCCGUGGACAAGAUGAUUUCUGGGCUGAGCUCCUUCCCCCCAGCGGCAGAGCAGUCCCUCUCAGGCUCCCUGCAGGCGGUUCAGGCUCUGAUGGCUGGGGCGGUCCAGCCCCUACUCCUGUCUGUCAGCGAUUCUGUGGAGGCCAUCAUCAUCACCAUGCACCAGGAGGACUUCUCUGGGCCCCUGCCUGCCUCAGCCAAGCCCGAUGUGCCGUGCUCCCUGUACAUGAAGGAGCUGCAGGGCUUCAUCUCGCGUGUCAUGAGCGACUACUUCCACCACUUCCAGUGCCUGGACUUUAUCUACGACAACACGGAGGCCAUCGCCCAGCGUGCCAUCGAGCUAUUUGUGCGACACGCCAGCCUGCUUCGGCCCCUGGGCGAGGGGGGCAAGAUGCGGCUGGCAGCCGACUUCGCUCAGAUGGAGCUAGCAGUGGCACCGCUCUGCAGGAGAGUGUCCGACCUGGGGAAACCAUACCGCCUUCUGCGCUCCUUCAGGCCACUGCUCUUCCAGACCAGCGAGCACAUAGCCAACAGUCAGGCCACGGGAGACCUCAUCCCCUACAGCACUAUCCUCCACUUCCUGUUCACACGAGCCCCGCCGGAGCUCAAGUCUCCAAACCAGAGGGCGGAGUGGUCAAUCGCCCGCUACUCCCAGUGGCUGGAUGACCACCCUUUGGAGAAGGACCGACUGACCCUCAUAAGGGCUGCGCUCGAGGCCUAUGUGCAGGAGGUGAGGGCUAGGCAGGGGAAGGAGUUUGCACCUGUGUAUCCCAUAAUGCUCCAGCUGUUACAGAAGGCUACCACCGGAGUGUAGGGUGGACACCAGCAGGGUCGCUUUGCGGCACACAGGUCACCUUCCGCUCCACAGGAGAAACUUUUCUUUUCAAUUACUUUCUAAAAUGAAGGCUGGACUCUCUAUAUGUUCGCACUUCAGUAAAAUGAACUUUACUGAAAAUGACAGUGGUUCCAGAGCAUCGUAAGAUGAACAUUUCUGGGUAAAUCAGUUUCGUUUCAGUCCUUCAGAUUCUACUUUUAAUCCCUUUCACUGAGUUACUGAAUAUUAGGUAGCAGGGACCGUCUAUUGUAAUAUACACGGGUGGUGACCAGAUGACUCUAAAUGAUUGUCUCCACUGGCAAACUGCAAGUACCUUUUUCUACUGGUCUUCAAGGCUGUCCAGUGUAAGUGAAAACUUGGGCUCAUUGUUCCUCUUUCAUUGUGUUCUAAUGUACACAAGCAACUGUUCUUUUCACUUUGUAGAGGCUUGUCGGGUGCGUUGUGGGGGGAUCUGGGGCUUUGGAAUUAAAUUAUCGGUUUAAAAAAGUUCU